AUGGCGUCUAUCACCCGUGCGUUGCGGCCUUUGUCGCGCACUGCUACCUCCGCCCGCCUUAUCACAAGACCGCCGUUGUCGACCAGGCUAGCUGUGAGCACCCAUGCGUUCUCCACCACCUCCCGCCGGCGGGAUGUCGAUCUGUCCGGACUGACGCCCACCCCGAUCACCUUCCUCUCCGAAACAGAGGCCCUCAUGUCCGAAUCCGUUUCCAAGUUUGCUCAGGAGCAAAUAUCCCCGAAAGUCAGAGACAUGGAUGAAGCGGAGACCAUGGACCCUGCCGUGGUCGAGCAACUCUUCGAACAAGGACUGAUGGGCGUCGAGAUCCCGGAGGAAUACGGCGGUGCGGGGAUGAACUUCACGGCGGCGAUUGUGGCGAUUGAGGAGCUGGCCCGCGUCGACCCCAGUGUCAGUGUUCUCGUAGACGUCCACAACACCCUCGUCAACACCUCCAUCAUGAAGUACGGUGACGCGCAGGCGAAACGCACAUGGCUGCCCAAGCUGGCUACUGGCACCGUCGGCUCGUUCUGUCUGUCGGAGCCGGCCUCCGGAUCAGACGCGUUCGCCCUGAAGACCAAAGCCGAGAAGACGGCCGAUGGGUAUAAGAUCAACGGAUCGAAGAUGUGGAUUACCAAUGCCAUGGAAUCUGGCGUGUUCCUUGUCUUUGCCAACCUUGACCCCAGCAAGGGCUACAAGGGUAUCACCGCCUUCAUUGUGGAGAAGGAUACCCCGGGAUUCUCCAUUGCGAAGAAGGAAAAGAAGCUGGGCAUCCGGGCCAGCAGCACCUGCGUGCUCAACUUCGACGACGUCCUGAUCCCCAAGAGCAACCUUCUUGGCGAAGAAGGCCAGGGAUACAAGUAUGCCAUUAGCAUUCUCAACGAGGGACGAAUUGGAAUUGCUGCCCAGAUGACCGGGUUGGCCCUCGGCGCCUGGGAGAAUGCUGCACAAUACAUCUGGAACGACCGACGCCAAUUCGGCCAACUGAUCGGCGAGUUCCAGGGCAUGCAGCACCAAGUGGCACAGGCGUACACUGAGAUCGCAGCCGCCCGCGCGCUGGUCUACAACGCGGCCCGCAAGAAGGAAGCGGGACAAGACUUCGUCCAAGAUGCCGCAAUGGCGAAGCUGUAUGCCUCGCAAGUUGCUGGCCGCGUGGCUGGCUCCGCAGUGGAGUGGAUGGGAGGCAUGGGCUUCGUGCGUGAAGGCAUCGCCGAGAAGAUGUUCAGGGAUAGCAAGAUCGGCGCCAUCUACGAGGGAACCAGCAACAUUCAGCUGCAGACGAUUGCCAAGUUGCUACAGAAGCAGUAUACUCGCUAA
Messenger RNA from Aspergillus niger, 1314 nucleotides. RefSeq lists its product as uncharacterized. The record is from RefSeq and is a predicted model, not a curated record. Lineage: Eukaryota; Fungi; Ascomycota; Eurotiomycetes; Eurotiales; Aspergillaceae. Gene Ontology annotation, molecular function: flavin adenine dinucleotide binding; acyl-CoA dehydrogenase activity. The transcript has 3 exons. Bases 1 to 1314 code for a protein of 437 amino acids. Gene Ontology annotation, cellular component: mitochondrion.